UAUGGAGGUUUUUAAUCAGAUGGUGCUGGCAGGGGUGUCAGUAGCAGGUUGAGGUAUCGAUACAUUUGAGAUUUACGAGGUCGUGGAAUGGCCACGCUCGCCACUCGCGCAAUUUCUGUUUAUCCAUCAUCAGCGGCGAUUUCAAUUUCAACUAAAAAGCACACCACGGAUAAACAAGCGAAGAUGCCAGUGCAUGCGUGGACGGCGCACCGAUUAAAGUAGCGUUCGCCGUCGUUGUUCGCGUUCAGUCGUCGGCGUCUUUCGAAUGCGCGGUGGACUGGCGCCCAUCUGGACAUCGCUGGACUUCACGCGUAAUUGGAUAGUCAUCGCCUUUUUUUUAAAUAGAAGAUAAUUAUUUAUACACCCGUCGACGUCCCGACUGCAAUAAUAAGUUAACAAUGGCGAAGACACUCGUCUCGGUGUGCAUCUUCUGCUUCCUCUGCGCAACACAUUCGCCGUGCGCAUCGCACGCGGUUGCCACCGAUGGAGCUACGCCAGUUUAUGACAAUCGGAUACCAUUCAAAGAAGCGAAGGCGCUCGCCGAAGCCUCACACAAGAACAACACGAAUCACACCAGUGACGAGCCGACGAUUACACAACUCUUUCGAUUGUAUGGCGACGGGGAGAAUAUCAGCGUCGAGGGUUUUCAGCGCAUCAUUCAGCGGCUGGAUCUUACCAAAGAACUGACGCAUAAAAUCGACGAGUAUAAACAUUCACAUAAACAUGAACAUGAACAUAAUCAUAAUGAUGGUGUCGCCUCUUGUAAAAGUCGUCAUGAGCUAUACGAUAACGUGAAGCAUGCGUUAUCGCUGAAUAGUAAUAAUGACAGCAAUGUUUUUAUGGAGUCUUGUGAUGCGUUGUUAUCCGCAGCCAUGAUUGGUAGGUGUACGCUGACUGAUGAAGAUGCGGAUUCCAACGAAAUGAGGUCUUUCGAUGGUUAUGCGUGGAUGUAUUCAUUACUAGCGAUUAUUAUCAUAAGUGCGUGUGGUAUUUUUGGCCUGCUGGUGAUACCAGUGAUGCAGAAACGUUUCUAUCAGCCAUUGCUGCAGUUUCUUGUUGCGUUGGCUGUAGGGACACUUGCCGGUGAUGCACUUUUGCAUCUGCUCCCGCAUGCGAUGAUGUCCAGUGAUCAUCAUGCAGGUGGUGAGGAACAUCAUCAUCAGCAUGAUGAAAAUAUGUGGAAGGGUGUGGUCGCCAUGUUGGGAUUAAUACUCUUCUUUUUUGUCGAACGGUUGAUUAUGCUCGUCGCCAAAUGGCGGAAGCGUAAGCAACAGCUAGAAAAACAACCCACAAGACUGAAGGUUAUCAAACCAGAAACGAGCACGCAGUUGACGAACGCCACGGAUAAGCAAUGCAUACACAAGUACAGCUCGUUCCCGUAUUGCUACGAUGAAAUUCGUAAAAUUGACGAUUCGGCGAAUGUUAAGCAUCCGCUGCGUUUGGACGAUAUUUCCAGCUUCGCCGAGACUGACUUUGAGCGUAAUCAGAAUCAUACUGAGUGUCCGGAUGAGGCUAGUAAAGCGAAUUGUACCGAGGUGAAUAAGAUGCUGCCGCUGGAGCAUAAAGCGGAGAGUAAAGACGAUACAGACAGUGUGGAAUAUACUGUUAUUCUGCGUGAACAUGAGAGUCGCCAUCAUGGGCAUUCGCAUACGCACGGACACGUGCAUGCACCACCAAAGAGUAUGAGUUCCGUGGCGUGGAUGGUCAUCAUGGGCGACGGAUUGCAUAACUUCACCGAUGGAAUGGCGAUUGGCGCUGCGUUUGCAAGCAGUACAGCCGGUGGAUUCUCGACGGCUGUUGCUGUGUUCUGUCAUGAACUUCCGCACGAAUUGGGCGAUUUCGCUAUGUUGCUCAAGGCGGGCAUGUCGAUGAAGCAGGCACUCUACUAUAAUCUACUCUCGAGUGUCCUGUGUCUGUUUGGGAGUAUCUUUGGCCUCUGGUUGGGUAAUACCGAAACGGCGAGCUCGUGGAUCUUCGCAGCGGCGGCCGGCAUGUUUCUCUACAUCGCCCUGGUGGACAUGAUUCCGGAGUUGAGCUCCGGACACGAGGACGAGGGUAAUUUCGUGCAGUGCGGGCUGCAUCUGCUCGGUCUGCUGUUGGGCUUUGGUAUAAUGGCAUUGAUUGCCAUGUAUGAGCACGACCUGAAAAGUAUUUUUCACGAGACUUAAGCCGACUUAUUUUUUUACGACUUAUUUUAGUUACGGUUUUCUCUUUUUUGCUUCGUUUUUCGCUAGCGUAAGUUUGUUUUCUUUUUCAAACUCCAAGGAUUUUCAUGCGAGUGUAUUAUAUAGGUAUACUAAUGGCGUGCCAAACAUGUCUAAAAACUAACUAAUGAACAGUGUAAAUUAGCUUUUAAGAUGCGAUUCACACUCUGGACUCUUCUUGAUUGUACACAUUCUCAUGUUAUGCACGAUUUUGCAGUGAGGAGAUAGACGCAGACGCAGGACGGAAUUGAAUGAAUGCAAACGCGAAUCACUCAAACUAGUUGAUACAAAUAUCGAUAUGUGAUCAUUGACGGCUAUUGUCUUAUCAUGUGUAAUUUUGAUAAAUUUACAUUAGAUUCACACUUAAUGCGCACCAACAGAUUCAUCUGUAUCAUGUAUCAUGUAUCAUUAUCAAGUUGCAUUGGUAUAUCCGCUGCGUGGCUGCGAUUGUUUUCGGAACAAUAUUCGUUUGCGCUUCAAUACUUAGUACGGUUUUAAACGCAGGCGCAGAGAUCACGAACUUGUCGAGUAUUAUAUUUUUAUAUGCGUGAUAUUUGUACUAGAAUAAGGUUUUUUGUUAGUGGAAAACGAGGAACGCAGCUAAUAGAAUUUUUUUUCAUUUU
This is a messenger RNA of Dalotia coriaria, 2827 nucleotides long. It is a transcript of the gene foi, whose product is annotated as solute carrier family 39 fear-of-intimacy. Gene Ontology annotation, molecular function: zinc ion transmembrane transporter activity; monoatomic cation:bicarbonate symporter activity. The transcript is spliced from 4 exons. The record is from RefSeq and is a predicted model, not a curated record. Gene Ontology annotation, biological process: zinc ion import across plasma membrane; intracellular monoatomic cation homeostasis. Gene Ontology annotation, cellular component: plasma membrane. The coding region runs from base 399 to 2168 and encodes 589 amino acids. NCBI's taxonomy places the organism in Eukaryota, Metazoa, Arthropoda, Insecta, Coleoptera, Staphylinidae.